Esox lucius (northern pike) is the source of this 3046-nucleotide messenger RNA. It is a transcript of the gene c1qtnf6a, whose product is annotated as C1q and TNF related 6a. The transcript has 3 exons. Gene Ontology annotation, molecular function: protein binding. Bases 226 to 984 code for a protein of 252 amino acids. The record is from RefSeq and is a predicted model, not a curated record. NCBI's taxonomy places the organism in Eukaryota, Metazoa, Chordata, Actinopteri, Esociformes, Esocidae.
CUUACGCACAGCGCCACGAGUGCACUCUCGUUUUUUCCAUUUGACCAGGUAUAACUAAUUUAAAUUAGUGGAUAUUUUAAAUGGAAAAUGAAUCGGCAGAACAUGCAGGAAGAGGUGACUAUUGGAUCCGGAGACCAUGUGAAGUGGCAUAGCAGCGGCCAGCUACAUUCUUAGAGCAAGAACUUCCUAACUUCCUACAAUUCUUUAUUUCCCUGUGCAGCAGGCAUGUUUGACCAACUCCUCCUCCUGAUCUCCAUCCUUCUCCUUCUCCCUGUGGUCAUCCCCGUCCCGCCCCCCGGAGGUGCGUCUCCCACCCUCUGUCGCCGCUGCUGUGACCAUCUGGAGGGCUCCCCAGCACCUCAAACGGGCGAACACACGGGUGGCCAGAAUCAGAUGCCAGAAGUCCGCACCUACAUAAACAUGACCAUUCUCAAAGGCGAUAAGGGAGACCGUGGUGACAGAGGAACACCUGGGAAGUCCGGUGGGGAGGGCCCGCCUGGAUCCAGAGGCCCAAUGGGCCCCAAAGGAACCAAAGGCCAAGCAGGGCCCUCGGGGGACAACUGUAAGAACCAGAAUGCAGCUUUCUCUGUGGGGCGUCGAAAGUCCCUUCACAGCGUUGACUACUACCAGGCUUUGGUGUUUGACACGGAGUUUGUCAACCUGGGCGGCCACUUCGACAUGUUCACGGGAAAGUUCCACUGCCAUGUCCCCGGAGUCUACUACUUCAACGUCAACAUCCACACGUGGAACUUCAAGGAGACGUACCUGCACAUCAUGAGGAACGACCGCGAGCAGGCCAUCGUGUACGCCCAGCCCAGCGAGCGCUCCAUCAUGCAGAGCCAGAGCGUGAUGUUGCCCCUCGAGCUCGGCGACGAGGUCUGGGUCCGCAUGUACAAGCGGGAGCGGGAGAACGCGGUCUACAGCGACGACGUGGACGUGUACAUCACCUUCAACGGCUACCUCAUCACGCCGGCGCUGGAGUGAGGAGAUCAGCCGAGUUCUGUUCAGCAGGGCACAAACAGUGAAGGAACUACUUGGGUCCGACGGGGAGGUUCUAGACGUGUUCGGUUUGUGAAACGUUUGUUACACGCUUCCAUUGGAAGAAGUUGGUUGAUGAUGUUUUGCUUUCGUGUGCCAUGAUGAACGGGACCGGUGGUUAAAAGACAAACUCUUUCUUUCACAAAAGAAUUUCGCCAACGCAGAGUCCAACACCCAUUAUUAUGGGCUUCAACGGUAUAUGUAAGAAAGCAGCAAGUGGACGUUGGGAGGUUUUUAAGGUAACGGAUCGUUCAUGGACUUCUGGUUUAGAGCAUGGUUACUGGGGGUAUGCUGACAAUAAGGAUGAGAGAGAAAAAUACUGCCUGUUUUGGAGAAUAGAGUUGUCCCCCUCACAGCAAAAUGUCUUCAGAUAUUUCUGAUUAUGUAUAUCUGGCUGAAAAUGAUUUCACUCUUGGCUUAAGUUAUAUUUGGAACAGUCACUUGAACCCACCAACACCCCCCCCCCCCACACACACACACACACACAGGUGCUUUGAAAAAGGUCUUCAGUAAAGCCUGGUUGUUUUCCCAAACACUCUAUGUGACAACUCAUGUUAAUGUCAGAGGGUGUGGUGUACUCUUUGGCCAGAGGAAAGAGUUCGGGUUGCCAGGGAAUCAAAAACCUGGACUGGUGCUAUUCCCUAAUUUCUCUCCAAUAUUUACCUUGGAUCCUGGCCACAUGUUUUUUUGACUGUACAAUUUUUGAGCUCUUGAUCAACUAUGCCUGGUAAAGCUGUUAAUUAGAGCCUGAUAUUGUCCAGCUAUCAGAGUUACAGUGGCUUAAAUGAAAAUAUAUUUCAUUUGACUUGUAUUUCACCUCAGAAGUAUGGAUGAUAAUGUAACCCUGGUAAUCUCCCUGGGAAACACUUGUUAACAGGAUACAGAAAGGUUAUUUACAGUUUUGUUCUGUUCCUGUUUAGUGUGAAAGUCUAACAAUGGCAGCUGAAAAACUGGGCCAUUUUACAGUUCGACAAAGUGUCUACAGGGAUCUUGUUUUCAGAAAAGCACUCUGAUGUAAUGCUGAAAACGAAUUAUUCCAAGUAUCACAAAAGUGAGUUAACACAACGCAAACAGUACAGCUAUCAGAAGAUACUAGUGAGAACUUUGAGUACUCUAAAGUAAUAUGUUAGGCCAGUAGCCAGGAAUAGCCUUACAUUGAAUAUGGUGCUAAACAUGCAAUAUUUCAAUAGUUGUUUUAAAUAGAGGUGUAGAUUAGACCAAUGUUUUUGCAGGUUUCCAGGUUUGGGACUGUACAGUCUAUGUAAGGUGAAUGUAAGGUGUACAGGUUGUACAGGUAUGUAUCAUUUCCUUGGGGGUGUUUACUGUCUGGAAAAUAUUAUGACAGGAUUUGAGAGGCACUGCCCAGCCCAGACCUCCUCUCCCAAUGGUGGAUAGAUUUAGCCCUUGGGCCCUGAGCUAGCAUCAUUUACAAUCCGAUGGAAACAAAAAACAGAAGUGUUUAGGCCUUCCAGGGAUAGAGUUUAGCCCUGAAAUACAGAAAAGGAAUGGAUUUUUGAAAGUCAAUUGCUAAUUGAAUUCUAUAUGUAGGUGCUUUUCAGUGGAAUGGUCGAAUGCAGUCAAACCCCUUACAGGUGUACACUUCUACCAGUAGAUGGCAACCUUCGUCUACAUUUAAUAAUCUUCACUCUAUCAACACCUUGAUGAAUGUUGCAAAUAGGUAAGAAUGUGGAAUGAUUUAAUAAAAACUUGGAAACAUAACAUUUCCCCAAGAUUAGUGGGUAGCAGGGCAAAUAUACAGCUCCAGUGUGCAAUGUGGGUAUUUUCCCACUCGUAAAUAAUUCAUAGCAGUUUUGCUAUUCAGGAUACUUGAUUGACUCCUUAAGGUGCUAAACAAUGUUCAAAAUGGUGCUUAAAAUUUCAUAUAAAUGUAAAUAUUCAGUAAAUAUUCAUAUAAAUAUGUUUGUAUGUGUACAUAAACUUUGCCAACCCUCCGUGUCACACCCAAUAGGUUUGUUAAUAAAGACAUUUACAUGCACAUUGGCAAGUG